GCUUGGAGCCCUGGCAGUGGCUGGCUGACGUCACCGGCCUCUCUGGCAAUAGGCUGGGCGCUGAGCUCCCUGAAGCCGCGGCGGCGAAGGCGGCGUCUGGAGCGCGGCUGGCUCGGUCUCCGGCCCCUUCACUCCGCGCCUUCCGCAGCUGCCACUGCAGCCACGCGUCCGUGCGGCUCCCUCCCUGCAGCCGGCCCGCGGCUCCAGCCGGGUGCCUCUGCGAGGGAGAAAGACCCUUCCAGAAGGGACCGGAGGAGAGGAUCUCCCCGGCCGGCGCCGGUAGCCCUGUGGCCGGCCGCACCUGCCGGCAGUGGCUCCCCCCGUCCUUGGCUUGGGCGCACAACUCGCUCCCACGCCAGGGAGUAGUUUUGGGUGGCGUGGGCUCUGUCCUCUUUCUUGCCUAGUGGGAACCGUGUGCCCAAGAGAGGAAGCUCGGUGGGCCCGGCCACUCCCAGCCCAGUGCCAAUGAGUGCCAGGGCGCCCAAAGAGCUGAGGCUGGCGCUGCCGCCUUGUCUCUUCAACCGGACCUUUGCCUCCCCCAACGCCAGCAGCCACGCCGGGGGCCGCGGGCCGGGCGCGGGGGGCGGCGGCACCUGCAUCACCCAGGUGGGACAGCAGCUCUUCCAGUCCUUCUCCUCCACGCUGGUGCUGAUCGUCCUGGUCACGCUCAUCUUCUGCCUCAUCGUGCUGUCCCUCUCCACCUUCCACAUCCACAAGCGUAGGAUGAAGAAGCGGAAGAUGCAGAGGGCUCAGGAGGAAUACGAGCGAGAUCACUGCAGUGGCAGCCGUGGAAGUGGAAGUGGCCGGCUGCCCCGGGCAGGGGCAGGGGCAGGGGGGCAGACCCCGAUCCAAGGAAAAGAAAACCGGCUGGAGAGGCAGCCCCGAGACUCUGCCUUCGGCGGCGCGCCCUCGAAAGCCACCUCGUCGUCCCCUGGCCUCCCAUGCCAGCGUCCCUGUGCUCCGCCACCUCCUCAACCAACCCCCAGUCCACAAGGAGCGCACGCAGCUUCUUCCUGUUUGGACACAGCUGGCGAGGGCCUUUUACAAACGGUGGUACUGUCCUGAUUGCCCCGCCCCUCUCUUCACCCCUUCCUUCCUUCCAGCAUCUUCACCAUCCUUGUCCCCCCAUUACCUCCCUUCCUUCCCCUUCCU
This is a messenger RNA of Perognathus longimembris pacificus (Pacific pocket mouse), 1152 nucleotides long. It is a transcript of the gene C3H11orf87, whose product is annotated as chromosome 3 C11orf87 homolog. NCBI's taxonomy places the organism in Eukaryota, Metazoa, Chordata, Mammalia, Rodentia, Heteromyidae. The record is from RefSeq and is a predicted model, not a curated record. Bases 466 to 1065 code for a protein of 199 amino acids. The transcript is spliced from 2 exons.